AUUGGUGCAAAAUCACGGAAUGCUUGUCAAAGAUAUUAAAAAAAAAAAAAAAAAGUUAAAAUGGCAUCUUACAACUUUUUGCGAAAUAGAGUUUUAACAAAAAGUUUAAAGAAUAAAAAAGAAACUAACAUAUGGAAAGUCUCCCGAUUGAAGUUACACAUGUAAGAAAUGAAAAAUUGGAGCCAUAUAAAAAUGGAAAAAAGAUUGGAAACUAUUUACUUGGGUCAACUAUAGGCGAGGGUUCUUUUGCUAAAGUCAAAGAAGCUAUCCACGUAAUAACUGGUGAAAAAGUAGCCAUAAAAAUUAUAAAUAAAAAACAUGCGAGUGAAGAUCGUUACAUGCGUAAGAAUCUUCGACGCGAAGCGCUUAUUCAACAACGCGUGCGACAUCCAAACAUUGUUCAACUAUUUGAGGUGCUUGAAACUGAGCAUUUUUACUACCUUGUUAUGGAAUAUGCUAGUGGAGGUGAGUUGUCUGACUAUAUGACAGAGAACAAAAAAAUUGAUGAAGCUAUGGCUAAGAAACUAGUCUUUCAACUUGUGUCUGCAGUACUGAGUAUGCACAAAGCAGGAGUAGUCCACAGAGAUUUGAAAAUUGCAAACUUCCUUCUUACUGAAGAAAAAGAUCUAAAAAUUACAGAUUUUGGAUUAAGUAACACUAUAUCUGAAGAAAGCAUUGAAGCAUUUCAAAAGACAGGAAUUUUUCCUCAACUGCUCACAACGUAUUGUGGAAGUCCUUUAUACGCUGCUCCAGAAGUUAUUGCACAGAAAACUUAUGGACCUCAAGUGGAUGUUUGGAGCGUCGGAGUGAACAUGUAUGCCAUGUUAGUGGGAUACGUACCUUAUUACAUAGAGCCUUUAAAUCUGAUGACAUUGUACGAAAAAAUGAUGCAGCGAAACAUGUCACCUAUACCCAAAUUUUUAUCAGAAGAAUGUAGAGAUCUUAUUAUGCGACUUUUGGAACCUAUACCAGAAUGGCGCAUUACUUUAGAACAAGUUCUACAUCAUAAAUGGUUCAAAUCUUUAGAAAAAAUUCAGUGUCACGUUUCACUUGGUGAUGUAAUGAGCGCAAAUAAGCAGUUAUGUAAAAGCGUUCUCACUUACAUGCAACAAGUUCUUAAUAUUGACUAUAAUGAAGCAGCAACAGCGGUCUUUUCAAACAGAGCUACGCAUGCGUCUGCCGUUUAUCAUCUUUUGAUUCGAAGAUAUGAUAGAUUUAUUAGGAGUAAGUCAUUAUGUUACAGCAACUUUCAAAUAGAAAAUUCUGUAGCUGGAAUAACUCCCACUUUUAAGCCUUUAAAAGUAAAAAAAUAUUUGUAUCAAGGAAAAAAAAUUGCAUCAUUCUCUAAAACACAAAAUGUUUCCCCUGAAAAAGAAAAAAGUAAAGUUGAUUUUACAAUAAACAGCAUUCGAUUGUCUGGUUUCGAAAAAUUAAAUAUCUUAGAAAAAAAUUUUGACAAAGUCAAGUCAAGUGAAAAACUUUCGCAUUUUAGUAUAGACUCUCAUAAAACUCCUCAUCGUGAAGCACAUUUGUCACUGACUAUCCCAGCAAAAACUGACAAGAAUACUCCGAAUAAAGAACCGAUAGAUAUACAGAUAAAUGAAAGUUCGAAGAUCAAAGAUUCAUCAAAUAUUUCGCCUAAUAUUACUGAGUGGAAACUAACAAAAAUUCAUAAGAAGCCGUUAUUGACCGCAGAUGAAGCAAGCUCUUAUAGAAAAUCUUGCACUAAAAUUUCACAAAUCGCAAAUAGUAAAAGCAAUAUAAAUGGUGUCAACGAGUCUAUGAAUGUAAACAAAUUGAAAAGCCCUAACAAAACACCUAUAAAAAUGAUGUUUUCUUCUAACGAAAUCGAAAAGUUAUCGUCUCUUGAGCAAAAUGUCUAUACUGUGCCCCCGAAUUCCCACGAAUGCGCCGUAAAGCAAUCAAAUAAUGUAGACGCAGAUGCAUCUCUGCCUUUUAGCUCUAUGAAUUUGGAUGAACUAAAACAGGCAUUAAAAUUUAGCAAAAAAAAAUUUUUGGAAACGCAUAAAACAGUCACCGGAAAAUGCUUUAGUCCAACAGCAGCCAACUCUAAAACGGAUAUUAAAAUAACUGAUAGGGAAAGAAUCUCAGAGCAGUGUAUAUCACCACCAGCCGCAACAGUAAGACAGUUAACAAAUGAUUUUACUAAUAGCUGCAUUUCUCAAGGAGAGUUGUUAACAAACAUUACGGAUGACGAAAACAAUAAUCCAAUUGAUAGUUUACUUAACUCAAACAAAUUCACUUUCAAUGAAACGUUGCAGAAACAGAGUUCUGAGUCGCCAACCAUAAAGAACACUCGGUUAACAGAAGAAUACCCGAUCCGAAUAGAUGAUCACCAGCUCCGGCUGAAUGAUCAGACUCCAAAAAUAGUAAAAAUAGCAGCCAAUAAAAAAACCUUUGAACUUAAAGUUAAACAAUUUGCACAGUUUAAAAACGAAAACAAUUGUGACAGUAGCUAUUCAAAAAAACCAACCAAUGGAUUUUUAUUAAAACCGUUGGAAUUUAAUUUAAACUUUCGAAACAAAAUGAAAUCUUAUCAUCAAAAAAAGCAGACGUGUUCAGAGUGUCCAAAAAUGAUAUCAGACGACCUUAUAAACAAGAAAGAAGAUGAGGUGCAAGGUGAAACAACAGAAGACGCCAAGUUAUCUUCUGAAGGAUUAUCUUCUAUUGAAAGCUGUAGCAUGAAUAACCAUAACACUGAUUUUAUAUCGUUUCCUACAGAUGUUACAAAUACAUCAAACACAUGCACAGAUGAUACUCAUAAAUGUACAGAUGAUAUCUACAGAUGCACAAACAAUAACAAUUUAUUUACAAAUGCUACAGAUGAAAAUGAUUUGAAUAAAUUAGAUUCAAAUACAAGACCAACUCAAAAAACAUCAAUUAAAAUUACUACAAAAAAGCAUAAAUGUAAUAUAGAAAAUUCAACAGUUCAUGCCAAUUCAAAUAACGAUUCAAAAAGUUCCACCAACUCGUAUGAUAGUGGGUUUUUUGGUGCUAGCUCAACUGAGGAUGGAAUCAUUAGCAGCCCAACAGAUAGUAAUUCUAACAAUAAGAAUGCAACAAACCCAGAAAUAUUAGAGGGUCAAAGAAUAUUUUCAAAAAUACAAACCAAAGAAAAAGAUUUUUACAGGCCCACGUAUUCUCAAACUCCGAUAUUUAACAGAAAAAUUGAGUUUGGAAUAGUAAACGAUUAUGGUAUACAUAAAACUUGGGGAAGUAUGGAACUGAAUAAAAAUGAUAUUAGUAUGUCGUCACAAAAACCUACAUUUCAAAGAGCAAACUCAAAAAUUAUGGAUAACAAAAAUAAACAGUUUGCACACGAAAUUAAGAGAAAUAACUGGAGUUAUGCUUCUUUACCUCAUACAAAACUCAGGACAUUAAAUUUGUCAAAAGAAGACAAUAUUGAAAAAACUUUGCAAAGUCCAAUUAUUCACAACCCUCGUUUUCUCGAUGACGUAUCUAUGUCCUCGAUAACAUUAACAACCGAACCUAGCUUGGGUAGUAGGUCUUCUAAAACUUUUAAUUUAGCUCGAGCUUUGGAAAAUGCUCAAUUAAGGAGGCGAGGAACGAAAAGCGCUUUAGAUAAUUAUUAACUUUUUUUAUGAUGAUGAAUAGCUAACUCAGACCUAAAGUAUAAAAAUUUUUUUUACUAUGAAUAUUAAAUUUUAUAUAUAUAUAAA
Hydra vulgaris (swiftwater hydra) is the source of this 3701-nucleotide messenger RNA. RefSeq lists its product as uncharacterized. Gene Ontology annotation, molecular function: protein serine/threonine kinase activity; ATP binding. Lineage: Eukaryota; Metazoa; Cnidaria; Hydrozoa; Anthoathecata; Hydridae. Gene Ontology annotation, biological process: protein phosphorylation; intracellular signal transduction. The record is from RefSeq and is a predicted model, not a curated record. Gene Ontology annotation, cellular component: cytoplasm.